This is a messenger RNA of [Torrubiella] hemipterigena, 1357 nucleotides long. NCBI's taxonomy places the organism in Eukaryota, Fungi, Ascomycota, Sordariomycetes, Hypocreales, Clavicipitaceae. The record is from the annotation of a GenBank genome assembly.
AACAUCAACAUCACCACAGUUGGGAUCCCGCAUCGAGAGCGAUAGCGCCUGAGAGCGUCAAUUCAGCUACAUCGGAAAUGAUUACAAAGUUAUAAAACCGAAACCAUGGCCGAAUGCUCGACCGGUGAAGCACGGCAGGAUCUGCAGAGCCGAGUUCUACAAAGCACUUUACAAGAGGUCGCUGCGAGAUCCAAAGACGACAACUCGUUCUGCUGUGUGAUUUGCCUUGAUGCAGUCACCGACCAGUGCGAGGCUUCUCCAUGCGGACAUGCAGACUUUGACUAUGUUUGUGGGCUGAGCUGGCUGCUCCAGACGCCGCUAUGCCCGCUCUGCAAAACGCCUGUAACGUCGCUGCUCCAUGGUCCAGCCGGACAGGCAGACCGUCCCGUUACAAAGAUUGAGCAAAUGAAGGACAAACCGGCGCCGACUUCCGGAAAUCGUCACGGAGAAACGAGGUCAAGCAGGGCUGCUCUGGAACAAGUGGAGAGGCGCCGCGCACGAAGACAACGCCCCGGGACCAGCAGGCGCUACGAGGGAACUGUUGAGAUUGGGGAAGCGCUAAGAAGACGAAAGAGGGUCUAUGAAAGACUCCUUUACUCGAAGCAUGUUGGAUCCAACCGGCUAUCCCGCUAUCGAGAGCUCACACCACAGAUGUUCUGCUCUGACGAAGAACUGGCUUCUCGAGCUCGCAUGUGGAUUCGCCGUGAGCUUCAAGUCUUUUCCUUCCUGUCACCGUCAGAUGAUAUCUCGGAAGGAUCGCGACCGCGUAACGCUGCUGAUACACGGCGUGCCAACAAUGCCGAGUUCCUCCUGGAGUAUGUGGUGGCCAUUCUCAAGUCAGUAGACAUUAUGGGAAGCAUGGGUCAGGCAGAAGACAUGGUUUCAGACUUUUUAGGCCGAGAAAACGGCCGACUCUUUCUACAUGAGCUCCGUGCUUGGCUAAGGAGUCCAUUCGGAAGACUGGAGGACUGGGAUCGAGCCGUACAGUACUCCGAGCCUAAUGAGACAGGCCAGACGCAUACAAGAUCCUCGAACCGAGAAACUAGCAACAGAGAAAACAAUCGAAAAGCAUUUAAAGGGGAUUUUUAUAGACCUGGAAGACGUGCUGGGCCAUAUGAGAGAGCUCCACGCGGGCUUGAAAGGUCAGCAAGAGGCAGUGCUAGCUGAGAAUGUAUGGUGGAGGCGUUUUAUAAUGAAUGAUGAUACCCUGCUGUUUUAUUUUAUUUUAUAUAUACACUACAUGUAAUAUAUUGUAGCCUUUUUGUUGGUACAUAUAGAAGGCGUUUAAGCGGGUUAGGGUUGGAGUUUAAUAGCCUCGACGCGUAUCGCGAUCCCGCGUCUCCCCACUAAAAACGGC